AUGGCAAAACGUUCAGCUGCGGAGGCUUUUGAAAUGGAAGCUCAAGAAGUUAUGAAGAAAACUGAAGGAAAAAAGCACUCAUUAGAUUCGGACGAAGAAGACAGCGGUGCCGAAGAGGAAAGAAACAAUGUUCUUCAUGCAGAUGACAUUGAAGGUGAAGAAGACGGAACUGGUGGGAUGGAAGGUGAAAUUACAAUCACUCCGUUCAACAUGAAAGAGGAGCUUGAAGAAGGUCACUUUGAUAACCAGGGUCACUAUCACUGGAAAAAAGAGAAAGAGAUCAGAGAUGGUUGGCUUGACAAUAUAGACUGGGUUAAAGUCAAGGGUAGGCCAGAAGAUAAGUACAAAGUUCACAAAGAUGAUGAAAAUAAAGGACUUGGUGAUGAGUCUAGUAGUGAAGAUGAAGAACCAGAAGAAAAGUUUGAUUUACUGCAAAACUACAAAGAAAUCUUUAAACAUAUGAAACCCAAAGAAACAAUUGCAAAAACCCUCCAGCGUCUUGGUGCAAGUUCAAAAAUUUCUAGUGCUGAGCGUUGGAAAAGGAAAAAAGCUGGUAUUGUUGAUGAAAACAGUGAAAUUGUUACAAGAAUUACAGAACUUGCCAAUCAAAUUCUCACAAAAUUGGGUAACAUGGACAUUUACCAGGAAACUUAUGAGAAAAUUGAUACAAUCAUAAAGAGACAGGAGAGUAAAAAUGAUGAUGCCGAUUUAGAUAUGUAUGCUGAUGAUUUUGAUCAGAAGGAGAAGAGUGUGUUGGAUAAAAAUAGCACUGAUACUAAAGAAACUGAAGAUAAAGCUGAGGAGGAACAAGAGCCAGAAUUGAAAUGGGAGUUUAAGUGGAAUCAGAAUGAUGAUGAAAUAUCCGGGCCUCACACUACUGAGCAAAUGCAAAAAUGGUCAUCAGAGGGGUACUUCAAAACUGGUGUUUGGGUAAGAAAACAAGGGGAAGACAGUCAAUUCUACACAUCCAACAGAAUAGAUUUUGAGUUAUACAUGUAA
This is a messenger RNA of Spodoptera littoralis (African cotton leafworm), 999 nucleotides long. The record is from the annotation of a GenBank genome assembly. NCBI's taxonomy places the organism in Eukaryota, Metazoa, Arthropoda, Insecta, Lepidoptera, Noctuidae.